This is a messenger RNA of Thunnus maccoyii (southern bluefin tuna), 4144 nucleotides long. Its product is annotated as protein FAM13A-like. Gene Ontology annotation, biological process: signal transduction. The record is from RefSeq and is a predicted model, not a curated record. The coding region runs from base 259 to 3297 and encodes 1012 amino acids. NCBI's taxonomy places the organism in Eukaryota, Metazoa, Chordata, Actinopteri, Scombriformes, Scombridae. The transcript is spliced from 21 exons.
UGCGUCACGUGACUAGCAACAUAAACAAUUUUCCAGGGAGCUGGGAAGUAAGCUAACUGCAACUAACGGGCAACAUUUCACCAACGGUGCUUUCGAUUAUCGUAAGACUAAAUUUGGGAUGUGAGGGCGAUGGCGGUAAUUAUUCCUCACGUGUCGGACCUUCCCAUAGUUUCUGGAAGACGCGCAUCUUGUCGAAGGGAAGAAAAUACGUCUACAAUUUGAAAAAUGGAGUGCUGUCUCCGUCUGCUGAGCUGAAAAAUGGGAGCAAGCGCUUCGGUGUCACUCUGUAGCAACCCAGCCUCAGUGAGAAUCCUGAGGUCCAGCGCUAAGGUCAGCCCAGAGCCCAUUGCUCCCACCCUGGUCACAGAGCCUGAAGUAGCUGCCAGGUGUGUGUUUGGUGUUGCCUUGCCAAAACUGAGAGAAGACGGGCAGAUGGUCUGUGGAAUACCCCUUGUUUUAAGAGACAUGGUGGAGUACCUGGAUAAGAAAGGAAUGCACCAUAGGGGUUUGUUUCGUCUGUGUGGUUCUGUGGUGCGGACCAGGCAGCUGAGGCAGCGGUGGGAUAGUGGGGAGAGGGUGGACCUGGAGCAUGAUGGAGAUGUCCCCACUGUGGCCUCGCUCCUCAAACUCUUCCUCCGGGAGCUGCCCGCCCCCAUAGUUCCCGAACCUCAGCGCAAGGAGCUGGUCCUGAGCCUCACAGGAUAUCCAGAUGAGGCAGAGAUGAACCGGUCUCUGAGAGAAAAUCUUUGCCACCUUCCUGAUGACAACCUUGUUAUUUUGUCUCACCUCAUCCACUUCCUGUCCAGAGUGGCUGCUCACAGCCAAUCAAAUCACAUGCCUGUGGAAAAUCUAGCAACCAUUUUUGGGCCUUGUAUCUUUCAUGUUCCAGCUGGACCCAGGAUGCUGGAGGAGCAGAGUGUGUGCAAUGCCUUGUUGCUCCGUCUUCUCAGACAUCAUGAGGUUCUCCUUCCAGUCCCAUCUGAGGACACAGUGGCCUCCUCCUCACCCCCUCCCCCUACUCUCUCUGCUCUUUCACACUUUGAGGUCCGACCCAGCAGCUGUUACUCCGAGCAGAGUGGUAUGGAGAGGUUUGAGGGAGACACCACCUUUGACUCAUUGAUCGCUGCUUUUAACCAAACAACAUGGAUACAAUCUCAACUCACCAGUCUUGACAUUCUGCAGCUGGGUUGUGAAACCAGUUCUGACAUCAGCGCUGGCAUUCAGAGGCUGAUUCCAGACCAGGAGGCUCUGGAGGAGAGCAGUGAAAGCACAGAGGCAGGCUGCCCCACUGACCCAGGCCCAGAGCAACAUCAGUCCCAGAGUGGACCAUCUCAAAACAUCCAGGGGGAGCUGCCAAAGUUGGAGUGUACCACACAAGGGACUUUUUCACAAAACAGCCUUCCACUAUUUACUUCCAUAUCAAAGGAGAAAGAGGAGGAAGAAGGAGACGAGGUAGAGGAUAGAAGGACACCUUCCACGCCUAUCAAAGACGACUGCUCACUGGCUUUCGCUGAUGCAGGGCACUCAUCAUCAAUUUCAGACCGCUGCAUAACCAAUGAAUCACAGAGCAAAACCCAAACUCAGACUCAAGACCUAGAGAGCCUGCUGUGCUGCAUGGAGUACAAGACAGAAGACAAAACUAGUGUGUCUGAGUGGAAGGGGAGAAGAGGAGGAGGAGGAGGAGGAGGAGGAGGAGGAUGUAGUGGUUCUGCUGACAGACACGAUGAUCCCAGAGGCAGGAACAUCAGCUGUGACAGCCCCUCCCUCAAGCUACAAGCUCUGGAGGCUGACUUGGUUUCCCCGCCGGCAUCGGUGGACCCCCAAGCUCAGGAUAAUCUACCUGCCCAGCAACAGCCUCUUUUUACAGAAGAGCCAAGAAUGCAUUUGAACCACGAGCUGCUCCUCCACUCGCCACCAUCACCAUCAGCACAGGAUCAGGACACGGUCGACUCAUCACAGCCUGUACACACUCCAUCCUCACAUUCAUCAGAGUCCAGUCUUCUCCUCUCCGCUGCCACUCUUUCUGAGGGAAUUUCAGGAGAUGACAACCUGCUGAGCCCACCAGGGUACAACACCAGCCCUCUCCUCUCUCAUUUUAUGACGAGCGACUGCCCUGUCCCUUCACCGCGCUGCCCCAACUUCAGCUACAGCCUGCGCUACAACCUAGACCCAGAUACAGCCCCUUCUCCACCAUGCUCACAGCACAUCCGCAUGGCUCGCUGCAGUGUUCAUACAGAGCCAGACGAUGGCUCUGUGUCCAUCUCAAUGCUUAACAGACACAUCCACACCCUGAGGAAGAGGAUCAGGCGUUUUGAGGAGCGUUUUGAACAGGAGAAACACUACAAGCCGGCCCAUAAUGACAAGAUAGCGCAUCCAGAGAUAGCCAGACUGAUGAGGGAGCUCAUCAAGAGCCGCAAGCAGCUUAAAGAGCUGAAGCUGAGACAGUCAGAAGAAGGUGGGUUAAAAGGGCAAGGAGGUUUAAACCCACCAGCUGAGACAUGCAGGACCAACAUAGACCAGAGGGGGGUAGUACUGGCGGGGACUGAGCUGCAGCAACUUAACAACAACACAAACACCAAGCCAAAUGUGGAAGAAACCGUGAAUAUUAUAACUAACAGACUGAAGGAAAGACGACGAGAGCUGGGUAUCCCCGACACCAUUAAGGAGAUGUCCCAUUUCCAGAUGACUUUGGAGAAGACCAGCCUGCAGAAGUGUUUGCUCUACUUUGAGAGUCUGCACGGACGACCGAGUACCAGGCAGGAGCGGACUCUGAUAAAAUCUUUCUACGAUCGGUACCGUCUACUCAAGCAGCUGCUGCUCUCCUCUGCUGCUGCAACCGUCAUUACAACCAUUGAGGAGGAGGAGGGCACUGAUGAAGACCAUCCCAAACAGCGAAGCCCCAAGCAGCAGAAACUCUGGCUGAAACCUCACAGGUGUGUGUCGCCAGAUGAGGUGCUCCACCUGCCUCCCCUAGAAACGUCUGAAACGCCACAGGUGUCCCCGUUGGAGGAGGUCAAGGGUUUCCAGCCACAGAUCAUCACCAUGGCAACACUACAUGAAGCUUCCAGAUCAGAAUUACUGGAUCACCUCAGGAUGGCUCGAUUAGAGAAGCGGAGGCUUCACCAAGCGCUCCGGGAGUUUGAGGACCAUUUCUACACACAGACGGGCAGGACUUGUCAAAAGGAGGACCGUGGACCGAUGGCGGAGGAGUACUGCCAGUAUAAGAACCUCAAAGCAAAGCUCCGUCUCCUGGAGGCCCUGCUCAGUAAACAACAGGACUCAACCAAGACCAGUUGAGUUUCUCACAGUGGGGCUUUAUUCUAACCUUACAGGACUUGAUCAUCUCUGGAAAAUCAGGUUGAGAAGCUGGUGGCUCUGGUCUUGUUCAUGCCAUGCUCAUUAUGUUGAUGCACUUUACAUGAGGAAAACUGUGGUGGAAAUUGGUGACAAUCUGAAUGAACUGCUGGGCAACUGCAGAAUUUUUUUUUUUUUUUUUUUUUUUUUUUAAGUUCCAAAAACACAUCCCUUGUCAUUCAUGACGCAUCUUAACACAAACCUGAUGUAGCAAGUGUAUGUUAUGUAGCACUAAUUCAUGUCAAGGAUGAAGAGCUGUAACAACUUGAUGUUAGUUACAUAUAAGUAAUUUUAAUAUUACUGUACGUAUAUUAUGGCACUUUGUUACUUGCUUUUUUUCCUUGCCAAAAUACUAUUUUUGGACAGCUUUGUCCAUAGUUAAUGUGGAAUCUGCAUUUUUUAAAAAGUGCUAUCUUGGCAAAAAAAGGUGUAAGCUUAAAUGCAAUCAAUGAGACAAUCCUGUAGUGCUUGUGCAUGUCAGUUUUUUAGUCCUACAUUGUGCUAUGAUAUGCAUUAGGAAUUUCAUAGUUGAACUAAAUUGUGACCAUUCAAUUUACAUGUUCAUCUUGGAAAAUACAAUAUGUGAACGUUGGCAUCAUAGUGCAAGUUAUAUCAGCUGUAUAAUUUGUGUAAUUUAUCCCCCCUACUUUGCUUGUAUGAAGUUAAUUCCCCCUAAAUGCCAUUGUUGACAAUGAUCAGAGCUUUUGACAUUGUGCACUUCUGGUUUAUAUAUUUUUCUCUCUCUAUAUAUAUGAAUGUAUCAAUAAAAAUAAAUAUUUUUUCACAUUUA